This is a messenger RNA of Gongylonema pulchrum, 219 nucleotides long. The record is from the annotation of a GenBank genome assembly. Lineage: Eukaryota; Metazoa; Nematoda; Chromadorea; Rhabditida; Gongylonematidae.
AUGUGGAUAAAUGGGCAUUUGCAAAUGAGAAGUGCAGCACUGGAACCCAAAGUCCGCGAGUUUUUCCAGUGGUAUGGUGAAUUUGGUUACAAAUGGCGCUGGUUCUUCCUUGUAUCGCCAAUGAUCAUAACACCUGUGUUAUCACUUGGGUUUUGCCGGCUUACUGCAUUGACUGUUGAUGAUCCACUGUAUGUGUUUACACCAAAGCAUGCCAGGUAA